Messenger RNA from Xyrichtys novacula (pearly razorfish), 3742 nucleotides. The record is from the annotation of a GenBank genome assembly. Lineage: Eukaryota; Metazoa; Chordata; Actinopteri; Labriformes; Labridae.
GUAUAUAAUAAACGUCGGCCCGCACACAGUCCUCUUUCAACCGGAUUGGAGACACUAUGGUACGUAUACCACUAUUCAAUUCAGCCUUCAUACCUCAAUCUGUCAUUUAUCUGGAGCAUCGCCUAGUAUUUUCUCAUUUCCGUGACCGUAAUCACUUUUAUGUCGCAUUUUGAAGUAGACUACGAUGGCAUUUACGAACAUUUAUGCACCUAAAGUGUACAUGUAUCGGCGAAUGACGGUUCGGAAUGGGAACUUGAUGUAGGCCGCUACAUUCAUUUUCAGCGUUAACCUUUACAUAUUUCACAACAUGAAGUCACAUUUACAGCGUGAAUGUACUUGAUUAUGAACAGAUUAUGAUACACCCUGAAAGCCUCAUGUUUGACUGCAGCUUUAGAACUGCACGCUGUAUGCUAAGCUAUUGAUGCUAAUAACGUGGUGAGCCCGGGUACAACCUAAAGUCGGUAACCUUUAGUUUAGACACGGUGAUUUUCACCAAUCACUGUGAGUUGUUUAGACUUAUGAAUGUGUCUCUCAAAUGUGUCAUGGGUUUGGAUGCUCAAACUCCAGAUAGCUGAUAAGUAUUUCUGCUUCCACAGUCCCACCGUAAGUUUUCAGCUCCCCGCCACGGGUCUCUGGGCUUUCUGCCCCGCAAGAGGAGUCGGCGUCACCGUGGAAAGGCGAAGAGCUUCCCUAAGGAUGACCCCUCAAAACCUGUACACCUGACUGCUUUCCUGGGCUACAAGGCUGGCAUGACACACAUUGUCCGUGAGGUCGAUAGACCCGGAUCAAGUGAGUGUGAUAAAGAGUUGAAAUUGAUGAUGAGCUGCAACCGAACUUGAUCAAUUUAACUGUAAUAGUAAAGUGUGGUUUUCUGCCUGUGAUGAUACUCUCGACGGGCGGACAGAAUGGGUUUUACUCCCUUGCUGAAUGUCGAGCACUGAGCGCAGUAUUGACCAUUAAACAGAUUAAAAAGGUUUCAAUAUCACAUAAUUAUAUAAUUUAGAAUAUUAAACCCUGACUGGACAGGUACUUACUUGGAGUUAAACUGUGUUUUUCUCUCCAGAGGUGAAUAAGAAGGAAGUAGUCGAGGCUGUGACCAUAGUGGAGACACCUCCCAUGAUUGUGGUCGGAGUUGUUGGCUACGUCAACACUCCCAGAGGUCUGCGCUCCUUCAAGACCAUCUUUGCUGAGCAUGUCAGUGAUGAGUGCAAGCGCCGCUUCUACAAGAACUGGUGAGACAUACCAUAAAUUAAUUGUGUGUGAUGGAUGUGCUUGAAGCAGUUAGUUGCCCAGUGGAAAUUAGAAGUCUUGUGUUUUCACUGAGUGAGUCUAACAUAACGGUGGCCCCUGUGGCAGCUCCGCUCAGGUGCCUCAUGCCCUGAUGAGCGCCGGGCUCCUCUGGCCGGUGGAAAGUGCUUCUUAGAAACCGUGCUAUGAGCCAAAAUCUUACCCAGCUGAUGAAGCCCACCUCUCAAGCCAGAGGGGAGGGCAAGCAGCUAUGCACCGUGUCCUUCCGCUGGCCUCUCUGAGGUUAUGAAGGACCGGUGCCAAUCUGUUUUCUGGGUGCCCUCAGGUACAAGUCCAAGAAGAAGGCCUUCACCAAGUACUGCAAGAAAUGGCAGGAUGAGGAGGGCAAGAAGCAGCUGGAGAAGGACUUUGCUGCCAUGAAGAAGUACUGCCAGGUCGUCCGUGUCAUCGCCCACACUCAAGUUAGUACUUCAUCAUUAAAGUUGAUUUUUACUGUCCAGGUUUUUGUCAGUGAUGAGACCACGGAUCUUGCGUCAGGCAUGGCGCCCGACACACAUGAGGAUACUUUCCAUGCUGCCUUCCUUCUGAGACUUUGCAUAUUGAUCGUCUACAUCUUGAGAUUGUGGAUUAAUUUGACUUUAGUUCUGACAUGUGACGUUUACCCACAGAUGCGUCUGCUGCCUUUGAGGCAGAAGAAGUCUCACCUCAUGGAGGUGCAGCUGAAUGGAGGCACCAUCUCUGACAAGGUGGAUUGGGCCCGUGAGAAGCUGGAGCAGGCUGUGCCAAUCAACACUGUGUUCACCCAGGACGAGAUGAUCGAUGUUAUCGGUGUCACAAAGGGUCACGGAUACAAGGGUAAGAAGAUGGUUAGCAUUAAAAUCCAAGUGUCUUAUUCAUUUGUCACUUGAAGUGAAAUGCAGCCUCGCAGUAAGAUGGUUUACAUUUUGGUAAAUAGUAUCAUGAAAAAUGUUUCAUGUUGUAAAAAAAAUUCCUGUCAGAAGUUUUAAACAUAGCCUGCCAUGUAUUUGUUAACUAGUUUUGAUGUAGUAUAAACUUCUCUAAAACAUCUAAGGAAAGAUUUGGUGUCAAAAUGUACUGGUCCUUAAAUCUAUCUCUCAUCCAUUCAGGUGUCACCAGCCGUUGGCACACAAAGAAGCUCCCCCGCAAGACCCAUCGUGGUCUGCGUAAAGUGGCCUGUAUUGGUGCCUGGCAUCCUGCGCGUGUGGCCUUCUCUGUGGCCCGUGCUGGUCAGAAGGGUUACCACCACAGGACUGAGAUCAACAAGAAGAUCUACAAAAUUGGCCAGGGCUACCACACCAAAGACGGCAAGCUGAUGAAGAACAAUGCCUCCACUGAGUACGAUCUGUCCAACAAGAGUAUCAACCCUCUGGUAAGUUCUGACAUGUGACCUGUGAUGGACUGAAACACCUGACCUGGAAGCAGGAAAUCUGACUUUCGUCUCCUUUUUUGUAAAGGGUGGCUUUGUCCACUAUGGAGAGGUGACCAAUGACUUUGUCAUGUUGAAAGGCUGUGUUGUGGGGACCAAGAAGAGGGUGCUGACUCUGCGCAAGGUGAGGACAAAGAGCUGCAGAUGCAGUACAUUGAGAAUCUUAAAAUCUGGUUUUAAGCUUCUUGCAGUAGAGAUGUGAAUUUUCUCUUACCAUCUGAACAGAUUUUAAUCACCCCAAGUGAUUACAAUCUGAACCAAGUUUUGACACUGCAGCUCCAAUUCUUGUAUGGUAAUUUUCCUUCUGUCACUCUCCAGUCUCUGCUGGUGCAAACAAGCCGUAGAGCCCUGGAGAAGAUCGACCUCAAGUUCAUCGAUACCACCUCCAAGUUUGGACACGGCCGCUUCCAGACCGUGGAGGAGAAGAAGGCAUUCAUGGUAAGACUUUGUAGUCUCACUGCUUUUCUAAAGGACAUAAUAGAAGACUUGUCUGCUAAGAAUAAACAUACAAAAAAAUAAAAAUGAUUCCUUUUGUGUGACAAAUGUGAAGAUGAGCUAAUCAUGAACUGCGAAUAUCAGUGCCCCCCUGUAGUGUUGUCCUGCACUGUUCGUAACCUGGUUCACUGGUCAGUAUGAACUCUGGGUUCCAUUCCAGUGCCACAGUGAACUCCAGUGAGGCAGGGGAGCAGUGCCUUUUUGUGCUCGCUCCCUGUUCACUCUCUGGGAACACUCUGUCUGCUCCCAGCCAACAGCAAGCUGUCAAAGUAUGAGCAGAAAACUGAUGUCAUGUUUCUGUUUCUCCUCAGGGACCACUCAAAAAGGACCGCAUCACCAAGGAGGAGACUGCUUAGAGUCACCGCCCACUACAGAGUUCUCUGCUUUAUUCACUGUCAUCUUUACUGUUGUGCAGAGUUUGAUAAUAAACAAAAACAAACAAGACUGUCUGUCUGUACUGAAGUUACCUGGUAUAAUUUAGGCUUGAUGUCCAAGUCGGCCCAGAAUUUGGACAAAAUCUUGUGUCAUGAGCAACUAAAGUGAACAAAACUU